CCAGCUGCUGCUCCCUCACACGCACACUGCCAGUGAGCGAGCGAGCUAGUCUUUCUUCUGAAACCAUGUGCGAGUCCGCCUCCCUGCUGGCGGCAGCCGGAAACCAAGACGGCCACCACCACCAAGGGGAAAUCAAGGCAGCGGAGAUGGACACGAGUGGCCUGCUGGAUCACUCCCCGGCCACCCUCGGCUCGACCCCUCUUCCCUCGCCGUCUCCGGCGCCGCUCGUGUUCUACGAAGACGAUUACCGAUACUACUACGACGACGACAGUUGUCUCCAGGACCAGGACCAGGAGGGCGAUGACGACGCCUACCAACUGCUCGAGGAGGAGGAGGAGGACGUCGCCGCCACUGGCUCGCUCGCUGCCAGGCUACGUGAGCUCGUCCGCCAGAAGCUAGCCGAGGUGAACGCCUCCAGCGCGGUCGUCGCGGGGCUCGGCCUCGUCGGGAGCGCCGUCGGCGCCUACUUCCUCUGGCCCGCGGCGGCGGCUGCUGCCACCGCUGCCACCAUGGCAGCGCCUGGUGCCGCCGGCUUCUUCAUCUCCCGUGUGGCGUUUGAAGCCAACUCAAAGCUUUACUUCAAGAUCCUCCACACUGCCGGAGCGGCAGCGGCUGCCGCCGCUUUUGGUCUGUAGCUGCACGGGAGGGCUGGCCACGUACCUACUCUGCUUAAUUUCGUGAUUUCGUCCCACGCAGGCCGUUUGUGUGCUGGCCGUUUGCGUUCGUAUAUCGCUGUUCGCGUGUGGUGGCCUGGUGGAACUCUGGUAGUCUAUCUAGUACAGUACUCCAUAUCUACUUUUUCAGUGUGUGUAAGCUUGGAGCCAUGCCCUGUGCGAUAAGCUAAGGGUGUGUUUGAUUUGGAAAUGAAGUAUAACGAUUCCAGCAA
This is a messenger RNA of Hordeum vulgare subsp. vulgare (domesticated barley), 886 nucleotides long. RefSeq lists its product as uncharacterized. Bases 66 to 635 code for a protein of 189 amino acids. The record is from RefSeq and is a predicted model, not a curated record. The transcript has a single exon. NCBI's taxonomy places the organism in Eukaryota, Viridiplantae, Streptophyta, Magnoliopsida, Poales, Poaceae.